ACCUGAGAGCCCGCCUCUCGAUUGAAACCGGAAAUUCAAUUCAGGAAAUGAUCGGUUUUGUUUUUAAAUACACUCAACUGGACAAGUAAAGCGUGUUUGUCAUUAAUCAGGAAAUAAAAAAAUGGUUUGUGAAAAGUGUGAAAAGAAACUCGGCCGGGUCAUCACUCCAGAUACAUGGAAGGACGGUGCUCGGAACACAACAGAAAGUGGUGGGCGCAAGCUGAAUGAAAACAAAGCCCUGACAUCUAAAAAGGGAAGGUUUGACCCUUAUGGGAAGUCUCGAUUUGCCACGUGUCGGAUUUGCAAGAGUUCUGUGCAUCAGGCGGGCUCAAAUUAUUGCCAGGGAUGUGCGUACAAGAAAGGAAUAUGCGCCAUGUGUGGAAAGAAGGUACUGGACACCAAGAACUAUAAGCAGACAUCCGUGUAACUGCCCAGCGGUGUAGCUUCUCUUGUGCUCUGUGUGCCUGAUCUCUCGCCAAGGGAAAACCCCAGUCUCACCAGAUUUGCUGUGGUCUGACACCAGCUGCAUAGCUCUAUUAUGAUAAGAGCCCCGAUGGCCAAUCGCAAAGAAGCCAAUGCAGGCUGCUGCCACACCCACUAGUGAAUUGGAAGAUAUUAAAAAACAGUUUCUAGACAGUGUUGAGUAUUUUUGUGCCUGUAACUGUGCAGAGAUUAGAAAUAUCACGGGAGUAUCAGCAUUUGAAGCAAUACAAAGACUUAAACUGUUUAAUCUCACAAAUAUGACAAUUUGUUAUCCCUGCUCGUAUUUUAUUUUACAGUGAAUAUUAUGUAAGUGUGCAAAAUGGUAUAUAUAUGUUAAUCAUCGUAUUCUGAUCGGUAGACAUCAUGUCUAGAAUUUUGAAUGGGUUUGACUGCAGUUACCUGCAUGAGUAUAAUAGGGACUGAUUGGAGAGAUCUUAAUGGAUAGAGGGUCGAUCCCAUAUUCUGUUCAUAUAUGUUUUUCCUCCACGCUUAUGAAACCCUCUGUGUACAGCACAGUGCCAUUUGCAGCCAAUGCAGCUGACGUUUAGAACCAUUGUCCAGGUGACGUGGGUCUUUCAAACUGGAGCCUGUCACUGGGAAGGUCAGCAGAUGUACAUUUUGACAUUUAAAUACCAUUUGCGCCCUGAAGCCACAUGAGUGUUUCUAAGUGUUGUGUUUAUAUAUUUCGUUUACUCCAGACUAUUCAUUAGUAUACAGAAUCUUGAAUGAGGCUUAUGAUAGAGUAAUAUAAAUGUAAUUUUACACAUUUGCCUGUUUUCUUAAGCAUGUGUUUUACUCUGUAAUUGAAUUGUUUAUGAACGUUUUAUGGAGUAGAAUUUGCAUGAAUGGGGGUAAGUUGUAAUGGAUGGACAAACUGGUCUGCCUGCUGUGUAUGGAAAGGGCCUGGCAGCCCGUGAAGAUGCACAUGUUUAGACAAGAUAGCAUGUCUUUGUUAAUCCUCCAUUGACAGUCAGGCUGUUCUUUUAGAUGCAGUGUGUCAUUUUAGAUUGUAGAUAAGGGUGUAUGCUUGAAUGAUACUAGAAGCAAUGACCGGAAUAAAGAAAGAAAGAAUGAGUGAUGAACAACCAUAAA
Brienomyrus brachyistius is the source of this 1575-nucleotide messenger RNA. Its product is annotated as cysteine-rich PDZ-binding protein. Bases 122 to 427 code for a protein of 101 amino acids. Gene Ontology annotation, molecular function: microtubule binding; PDZ domain binding. The transcript is spliced from 5 exons. Lineage: Eukaryota; Metazoa; Chordata; Actinopteri; Osteoglossiformes; Mormyridae. Gene Ontology annotation, cellular component: dendrite. The record is from RefSeq and is a predicted model, not a curated record. Gene Ontology annotation, biological process: cytoplasmic microtubule organization.